Molecule: messenger RNA, 3562 nt
Organism: Myxocyprinus asiaticus (Chinese sucker)
Lineage: Eukaryota; Metazoa; Chordata; Actinopteri; Cypriniformes; Catostomidae
Product: LHFPL tetraspan subfamily member 3 protein-like
Exons: 4
Coding region: 1533-2207 (224 amino acids)
Biological process (GO): sensory perception of sound
Cellular component (GO): plasma membrane
Source: RefSeq, a predicted model, not a curated record
UACUGGGUAUAAUCGGGUGUGCCAGAAAUCUGCGCUGUGCUCUCGAGCGCUGCUCUCCAUCCUCACGAGCGCAUCGCACUGAGAUCUGCAGGAGCGGUGCGAAUCUCACCUCAGCAUUUGAUCUGUCAAACGACAUUACUGUGUAUUGUGUCUUGUUGCUUUGACCUGCACGAAUAGGAUUAAAUCGGAUGGACCGCUGGAGCGCAAUUAAGACAACAAUGAGAGGAUAUUGAUAUUUGCGUAUUGCAACGGUAAGUGCGCCUGAAUCCGAGAAGAAUGGAGACGCAAAAAUGAUGCAGUCCAAGCGUCGUCGUCUGAAUGUGAGAGAUUCCUGUUAAACGCGACAGCAGAGGAAGAUCUUUGUAUCUUAUAAGCUCUUGGAAACAGCCUUGGGUUGUAUGCUGUAGAUUACUGUUUUUAUUUACUAUUUUGUACAUAUAUAACCGUACACACCCUUUUAAUGUUUGAUCAUUACAAAUCUUUUCAUUCGUCAUCAUUAAGUAGCUAUUAGUACGGACAUUUUCUUUAGGAGUAUUGUUGCUGAUGCAUUGAAGUGCAUGCUCUUCAUGUGAGCGUAGUCAUUUCUCUUGCUGUCCCAAGUGUGAUAAUUCACCUUAAUGAGAUUGGCUAGAUGCAUAGAGACUGAAUCAGAGGGGAGCUGGAACAGAACAAAACUGGAGUCACCGACAGACUCCCACAUCCACGCUGAACAAAUCACUGUGACAUCUGGCACUAAAAGUGCUUAGUCUGUCGCGACAUCUGUGUGCUAUACUGACUGUGGCUUGAGUUUAGGCAGCAUCCAAUUCCAGAUUGAAUCCAGAUAGGACCUGAGUCCAAGUUGAAUCCAUAAAGGACGUAAAACAAAAGGAAUAUAUAAGACAUUUUAACUGAAUCCAGAGAGGACCGAGUCAAUAUUAAAUGACUGAAUCCAAAGAGUAUUUGAGUCUAGACUGAAUCCAGAUUGGUCCUGAAUCCAGAGAGGAUCUAAGUCCAGACUGAAUCCAUUUUGGACAUGAAACCAGAGAGGAACUGAUUCCAGAGUGAAUCCAGAUUGACCCUCAAUCCACAGAGGAUCGGAGUCCAGACUGAAUCCAUUUUGGGCCUGAAUCAAGAGAGGAACUGAGCUCAUACUGAAUCCAAAUUGGACUUGAAUUCAUAGAGGAUACGAAUUCAGACUGAAUCCAGUUUGAACCUGAAUCAAGAGGGGGUUUAAGUCCAGACUGAAUCCAUAUUGGACCUAAAUCCAAAGAGGAUCAGAGCUCAUACUGAAUCCAAAUUGGACUUGAAUUCAUAGAGGAUAUGAGUUCAGACUGAAUCCAAAUCGGACCUUAAUCCAAAGAGGAUUUAAGUCCAUACUGAAUCCAUAUUGGACCUGAAUCCAGAGAGGUUCUAAGUGCAGACUGAAUCCAGAGAGGACUUAAAUCCAAACUGAAUCCAGAUAGAUCCUAAAUCCAAGCUGAAUCCAGAGAGUCCAGGUUGAACACAUUGGGGACUUGAAUCCAAACUCAAUCCAUAUUGCACUGAUUCUAUCUAUGAUCCCUGGCACAUCUGCAGCAAUGCUCCCAGCCACAGAGGCAGCCAAGAUCUACCAGACCAACUAUGUGAGGAACUCUCGUGCCAUUGGGGUCCUGUGGGCAAUCUUCACCAUCCUCUUCGCCAUUGUGAACGUGGUAUGUUUCGCUCAGCCCUACUGGAUCGGGGAUGGCGUGGACACGCCGCAGGCCGGCUACUUCGGCCUCUUUCACUACUGCAUAGGGAGCGGUAUGUCCAGGGACCUGACGUGCCAGGGUAGCUUCACCGAGUUUAGCUCCAUCCCGUCUGGCGCCUUCAAAGCAGCAUCCUUCUUCAUUGGGAUGUCCAUGGUGUUGGUGCUGUCCUGCAUCGGCUGCUUCACCCUUUUCUUCUUCUGCAGUACAGCCACUGUGUAUAAGAUCUGCGGAUGGAUGCAGCUGGCAGCAGGUACGUGUCUGGUGCUGGGCUGUAUGAUUUAUCCUGAUGGCUGGGAUGCUGAUGAGGUGAAGAGAAUGUGCGGAGAAGAAACGGAUAAAUACACCAUUGGAGCAUGCUCAGUGCGCUGGGCGUACAUACUGGCCAUUAUGGGCAUCAUGGACGCCCUCAUUCUCUCCUUCUUGGCUUUUGUCUUGGGCAACAGGCAGGAUGGACUCAUGUCUGAGGAGCUGCUGGGAGACAAGACUGGAAAUGCAUAGAUGGCAAAUACACUAGGUGUUUUUGCCUUAUUGAAAAUAAAAUUAUGUAAAGUCACAAUCCAACUUUACCCAUCAUUCUGAGCGCAGGAGACCUGAUUGCAGUGGUUUGGAAAACGUUAAAGCGAGGGAUCAGAACGAAUGAAUGAAGUCUGUAAUACUGACUGCUUUUCUGUCCAUAUCCCUUCUUUCACUUUACUUCCAUGGAAAUGCUUUUCAACACAUAUCUAGUUUGAUUUACCCUGUUCUGUGCCACUAACAUGAUAGAGCAGCUAAUGCACCCUUUAGAAAAACCUAAGACUUGGAUGUAUGUAUAUAUAUAUAUAUAUAUAUAUAUAUAUAUAUAUAUAUAUAUAUAUAUAUAUAUAUAAUAAAAAGUGUGAUUUCUUCUCUGUUUUGUCCCCCUCUUCAGGCCAACCUUAUAGUAAUAUAAAUAUGUGAAUUACUAAAAAACACUGUUUUAAUUUACUGUAAUUUCCAAGUUGAAUUGUGGAAUGUUGACUCCGACACAGAGCUGCACCACAGACAUUACUGGCCAGUGUUUCACUCUGGACCCGCACUGAAAUGUCGAAAACAUUUCAGCUAGAAGAACAGACACAAUCAUGACCACUUCACUGAGAGCCAAUUUAAUUGCAAGUCAUCAAUCUAUCGGGUUUCAAAUGCACAAUUAUUUCACCACUGCACUCUCCGACAUUGUUUUAAAGGGAUAUGUAAACCGAGGAGGUGAGAAUUCACUGUUAAUAUAAUUUAAAAUAAUUAAGUGUCAAAAUUAGGGGCUGGCAUCUCUGCCAUUAGUAAUUGUGCACAAGCCAAGUAUAUACUGAAGUAGGAGAGUGUUUUAAAAAGUAUUAUGCAUCAAGUGUACACAUUGAAUAUCUGUAUGUCUCGAUUUCGAUAUUUCCUUCUUUGCAGUGUUGUUGCUGUAUAGUUAUGUGUGCCAUAUUUAAGAUGUUCUGAGCUGGUACCGUUUUGUACUCUUGGUAUAGUCAUUUUUGUCCCAUGAGAAAAAAAACCCAACAGCCUAGAAUCGCCAAUCUUAAAGAAAACGUCACAAGAAAACCUGGAGGAUGUGGUUUCAAAUAGUAAAAUCUACAGGAAAUGACCUCAUGGUGUACCUGUUGCCACUCCCUCAGUCUAAGACCGCUUUUGGGAGAUUUUGGACGAUACGGGAAGUUCUGAAUGGAAAGAAAAUUGGAAGAAGAAAAAAUAAUUUGCUUUAUUUAUUGGGUGUCUGUCUUGUCAGUUGAUGUUGUAUGUAGGAAUUUAUGUAAAUACACCAUUAAACAUGUAUUAGUUACAAUGAUUCAUUAAACACAAUUCACCCAGAUAUAAAUGAAUAAAGAUUUUACCUCUACAAA